AUGCUAAUUAAAAACUAAUAGAAUUUCAGAGUUUAUAAAACCAAAAUGAUCAUUAAUAAAUAGUAAUAAUCAUAUAAUAUAGAAAUGAACCCAAUUGGCUUAGAUUUGUUCUAACAAGAUUCUUGUUAAAAUGAAUAUUAUUAAAAUGAGCAAAUUUCUGAUCACUUCUAUCAAUUUCCUUGUUAGUCUUAGAACAUCCAACCAACCACAGCGAUGACAAAAUAUGAGACAGUAAAAAUAAAUGAAGAAGAUAUAAAAUACAAAAAUUUACCAAAAAUGAUUGGUAAUAACAUCGUAAAAUGGAUAAAGAAAUAUAAAUAUAAUUCAAAAAAUUAAUCAAUUCCUGAAGGACUAAAAAAAUUGAUAGAAUUAAGAGAAAAAGAGAAAUAAUCUAAAAUAAAAAUAAAAGACUUAAGGGAUUCUAUAUCGGCUGAGUAAGAGUCCUAAAUGGUAUUUAAAGAGUACAUAGCUGACUAGCUAUACUUGGAUUUAGUAUUUAGUAACAAAAUAUCUGAUCCAUUUUCUUAUGUUCCAGGAAUAAGUAAUUAUUACUCUGCUGCUGAAGAACCAGAGAAAAUGAAGGGAAAUUACAUGAUGAAAAAAGAAUUCAUCGAUUAAUGA
Molecule: messenger RNA, 621 nt
Organism: Paramecium sonneborni
Lineage: Eukaryota; Ciliophora; Oligohymenophorea; Peniculida; Parameciidae
Source: the annotation of a GenBank genome assembly